CCUGCUCGCUGUGUGCAGUGGAAAGAGAGAGAAGGAUUUGUUCUGAUGCUGUUCAUGUGGAAAUGAACCCCUUUUACCGAGUUUCCAGCAGCUAGAGAAGAUGAUGGCCUCUGGUUUCUUGAAGUUCUCUGCGCUGUUGCAGAAGUACCGGACCCCUCUUCUUCUCACCGGCUGCGGGGGCGUCUUUGCUGCCAACAUAUUUUACCAUGUCUUUCCAGAAAAUACUUACAGGAAACUGUACCAGGCCUGGAGCAAAGGAGAGCCGGCCACACUCUCAGAGAAACUGGAGAAUGAGUUUCAGCUGGUACUGAAGGAUUUAACCGUGGGCUCCCCUGAUAAAUACAGCGCUUUUGCUGCCUUCGGUUUCCAUCCUGUUGGGGCGGGGGUCCCCUGGCUGCCCGCAGGUGCACAGAUUGGCAUCCCAGCCAACUUCAACAGCACAGUGGAUGACCAGGCUGGAAUCACUAACCGAACCAUUCUCAUCAAUGGUAAAGAGCUGGAGUGGGACAGUGAGCUGGGAACGGCUCUGAAAAAUGCACUGCUGUUGUCCCGGGAUGCUCAGAAAUUUGCGGUGGCACGAGAGGUUUCUCGGCUGGAGAGCGGUGGACCACUUCUGCAGGCCGCCGUCGCCCCGAUCUGUCUGGCUGGAGCCUGUCUCUACAGUGUGGCCCUCAAACAGAUGUUCGGGCUUCUCUCUGGUUCUCUUAUCUUCAGGGCUGGAGUUAACGUGGUUGCACUGAGUCUGGGAGCUGUGUCAUAUUUUUUAGCCUCUGAUGCAGCCAGCCAGUGGCUGGAGUUUUACUCGGACAAGCGGGCUGCCAGCCUGUCACAUGACUAUGCUAAAGGUGGAGUGGAGUUUUAUGAUAAGAUUCUGUCCAGAAACAAAACCCUGAGACAUCUGAUGGGGCAGAAAGGGCAGGAGAUGUACGCGCCCAGUGGGAAUCUGUUCCCUGCCAACGUGCUGAGUCUCAAACAUGCACCGUAUACAUCACGACGAGAUGGGAUUCUGAGCCUUCUGAAAAAAGAGAAGAUGUAAAGACGUGUUUAGUCGUGGACUUGGUUAAUUUAACCUAGAAAUGAUGAUAAAUGGCAGUGGUAAAAGGUGUAAUGGUAAUGAGUAUGCAGUGUUUUCUAGCAUUUUUCAAUCUCUAACUGUUGCACCUUCAUCAUGUAUGUGGUUCAUGUAUAGCAGGCAGCUAUCCCACUGAAUAACAAUGCUAUCAGGCACUAUGCAUAGUUUUUUUUUUCUGUUUUCUGUUGUACUUUCUUAUAAUGAUUCAGAAGCUCCAAAGAUAUUUGGGAGAAAACUUCUAUUCUCAUCAUUUGGAAAUUACAAUUUCUGUCAUAGAUGAUUCAGGUAUGAUUCUAACUACAGGAUGACGACACGACAUCAGUCAAUAGUGCUGUAGUUUCCCAACCACAGGCUCAGUAAAGAAGGUGAAUGUCGCAACACAUGCUCUUAAGUAUGCAGAAAAACUAAAGUGUGAGUGGUUAGAAAUGUACAAACUCUGGAAAAUGAUCAUGCAUAUACAUUGAAUAAAUUGUUAUAUUCUUA
This is a messenger RNA of Astyanax mexicanus (Mexican tetra), 1555 nucleotides long. RefSeq names its product transmembrane protein 177 (gene tmem177). The record is from RefSeq and is a predicted model, not a curated record. Bases 101 to 1036 code for a protein of 311 amino acids. The transcript has 3 exons. Lineage: Eukaryota; Metazoa; Chordata; Actinopteri; Characiformes; Acestrorhamphidae.